Phytophthora sojae is the source of this 1500-nucleotide messenger RNA. RefSeq lists its product as hypothetical. Lineage: Eukaryota; Oomycota; Peronosporomycetes; Peronosporales; Peronosporaceae. The record is from RefSeq and is a predicted model, not a curated record. The transcript has 5 exons. Gene Ontology annotation, biological process: conversion of seryl-tRNAsec to selenocys-tRNAsec; selenocysteine incorporation. Gene Ontology annotation, molecular function: O-phosphoseryl-tRNA(Sec) selenium transferase activity; tRNA binding. Bases 1 to 1500 code for a protein of 499 amino acids.
AUGAACGCUAGGAGUGCGGCGCUAGCGCAGCACCUCGUGCCCUCCACGUACGUCCAGCAGGGUCUUGAUGCAGUUCGCUCGCGCGAGAAGUUGGUGACAUCUCUGCUUGCCCAGCGUCGCCUUCCCGAUGAAGGCUGGGACGACGCCAGCGUGGAGCUCCUGCUGCAGACGCUCUCGGCCAUGGACAGCAACAACUUCCGCGGCAGCGCAGGCGCUGGCGAGCGCGAGGCGCGCGUUUUUUCUCCGCUAGUGGCGCGCCGCCACUUUUACUUGGCCCACGGUGUGGGCAGGUCGGGCGACGUGGCGGCGGUGCAGCCCAAAGCGGCGGGGUCGUCACUCUUGGUGCAGCUGGCCAACGCUCUGGCCAAGGACGUGCUGCGUCUCGCUGGGAUGCGCGCAGUGCAGGCGGCGCUAGUGCUGCCUGUGGCCACGGGAAUGUCGCUGACACUAGUGUUGCUGCAGCUCAAGGAGUCGAAGCCGCAUGCGCGUUACGUCAUCUGGCCACGGAUCGACCAAAAGUCCUGCUUCAAGUCCAUCGUGGCGGCUGGACUGACGCCGCUAGUGCUGGCGAACGUUCUGGUAGAACAGGAGGAUGGAAAGCCUGGUGGGUUCCUGAAAACCGACUUGGUGGGAAUGACAGCGCUGAUGGACCAGUACGGGAGCGACAGCGUGUUGGCUGUGAUGAGUACCACGAGUUGCUUCGCGCCACGGGCCUAUGACAGCGUGGAGGAGAUCGCCAAGCUGUGCGAGGAGCGUAACGUUGCGCACGUGAUUAACAAUGCGUACGGCGUACAGGCAUCUAAAUGUGUGCACCACGUGGAGCGAGCGAUGCGCACUGGUCGAGUGGAUGCUGUGGUGCAGAGUCUCGAUAAGAAUUUCAUGGUACCUGUGGGUGGAGCGAUUGUGUGUUCGGCAUCUCGCGAAGUAGUCGACCGCGUGGCGAAAUUUUAUCCUGGACGUGCCAGCGCUACGCCGACACUGGACUUCUUCAUCACCAUGCUUCAGAUGGGGAAGCAUGGGUACAAACGGCUACUGGAAGAGCGCAAGCACCUCGCAGCUUACAUGAACCAGCAACUUGAAACACUCGCAGCCGAUGAAAGAGAACGCGUACUGCUCGUUUCGAACAACGAGAUCUCCUUCGCGAUGACACUGGGCACGUUUUGCUCCGAUGUCACGGACCUGCAAGAGAAAUCCCGACAGCUUACGUUGCUCGGCGCUAUGCUGUUUUCACGUGGGGUAUCCGGUGCACGUGUGGUGUCAUGUCUAGACCGCAAAGCGAUCGCAGGGUAUGAGUUUAAUGCCUUUGGAGCGCACCACGACGGCUUUCCAGUAGCUUACGUGACGUUUGCGUGUGCAUUGGGCAUGCAGCGUGGCGAGGUCGACUUGCUCGUCACGAAGCUGCGGAAAACUAUCCACGAGUGGCGCACGAAGCGUGUCAAAGCAGAAAUUGCUGUGUCCAUGACUACAUCCGAGGGCUUGGCACACGAGAACGGGAAAUAG